Messenger RNA from Trematosphaeria pertusa, 498 nucleotides. RefSeq names its product ubiquitin-conjugating enzyme. Bases 1 to 498 code for a protein of 165 amino acids. The transcript has 2 exons. Lineage: Eukaryota; Fungi; Ascomycota; Dothideomycetes; Pleosporales; Trematosphaeriaceae. The record is from RefSeq and is a predicted model, not a curated record. Gene Ontology annotation, cellular component: cytosol; endoplasmic reticulum.
AUGAACUCCUGGGGCUCGAAACGCCUCUUCAAAGAAUACAGAGGCCUCUCGUCGGACCCGCCGGACGGCAUAACCGCAGGCCCUGUCUCAGAAGACGACAUGUUCGUCUGGGAAGCGCUGAUCCAAGGACCCGAGGGCACGCCGUUCGAAGGCGGCGUCUUCCCCGCGGAGUUGAAGUUCCCGAAGGAUUAUCCACUCGCGCCGCCGAAGAUGCGGUUUUUGGUCGAGAUGUGGCAUCCGAACGUAUACCCUAAUGGCGAAGUAUGCAUAUCGAUCCUACAUCCUCCCGGCGAUGACCCGCACCACUACGAGCAAGCCUCCGAGCGCUGGUCGCCCAUACAAAGCGUGGAGAAGAUAUUGAUCAGCGUGAUGAGCAUGCUGGCGGAGCCGAACGAUGAGAGCCCUGCGAACGUGGAUGCGGCACGCAUGUGGAGGGAUAAGAGGGCGGAUUAUGAGAAGAUUGUUAGGGACAAUGUGAGGAAGAGUCUGGGGCUGUGA